Messenger RNA from Procambarus clarkii (red swamp crayfish), 4298 nucleotides. RefSeq lists its product as uncharacterized. The record is from RefSeq and is a predicted model, not a curated record. NCBI's taxonomy places the organism in Eukaryota, Metazoa, Arthropoda, Malacostraca, Decapoda, Cambaridae.
CUCUCCUGGCUCUAUAUACCCCCUCUCCUGGCUCUUCUCUCCCCUCCUGGCUCUACACUAACCUGGGCGUGAGGGGUGAGGCUUUACUACUAGAGUGGCUGUGAGACCACCGAGGAAACCUUCAGACUUCACAGUAAAGCAACAAUUGUUUUUCAGGUAAUGUGAAGAUACCUUGAAGAAUGCCACCCCACAAGCAAGUUGUGAGUUUGCAGACAUGUACACUCAGAAGUGUGGCUUAUCUCCUCAGGUGUCUUUGUUGUGACAGUAAUAUUGGUACAGAUGACUUGUUACCAGCAAUAAACUAUAUGCAAAUCUUUCUUCCUCCACAAAUUCAAGCAUCAGUUUGUCAUACACUUCUGCAUGAGACACAUAAGGAGGUCAUUGAUAUCAGCGAUAUUGAAGAAGAUGGAUUCCAAUUUCCACGGAUUAUGUUUCCUGAAUUACUCAAUCAAAAAUACAUAUACAUUUGCACCAAGCUGAAUGCUGAGUAUGUGUGGAUUAAUGAUAGCCGCAUGAUUGUUCCAAUGUUGGAGGAUAUAGAUGGGCGGAGUGUCAAAACUCUCAAGAUGACUGUGACCACUGGGCAGCUGGACUUCGAUUUGGAAUCUAAUUCCUUUGAUUUUCAGCAUGUUAUGAAACUGGAACCACUUUAUAUAUUCCUUAGAACAUUAACAAAUCUAACAACAUUGAAAUGCUCUCAGUUGUGUAAUAAUUUCAUGCUUCAACUUUUGUCAAAAAAUUGUCCACACCUAGAGGAAGUUAGCAUCGAAAUGUGUAUUGAUGUAGAUGAUGAAGGCAUUUUUCAUUUAGGUGGUCAUUUUCCAUCUCAGGAUACAUAUUUUCAGAUUAGGAGAGGGGUGCAGAUCCCCUCUAAGUCUGUUUGUACAAAGCUUAGAAAAGUUAAUUUAGAGUAUACACUAGCAUGCACAGCUAGUGCAGUAAUGUUGCUUCAUUUGUGCCCAAAUAUUGAAGAACUCAUGGUUACCCCUGAUGUUAAUAUUGGAGAUGUAUUUACUAUAUUACAUGGCAGUAAUCCAGAUAAAUAUGAAGACGUUACAAGCCAGUACUCACUCCGAGUUUUGCAUACGUAUAUGGAGCUUGAUGAAAAUGUUUUGUCAUUAAUUGUCAAAACCUGUCCUCGUUUGCAUGAUGUAACAUUAAGAUGCAAUGGGGUAGAGAGAAAGGAUAGAAAUUUUUUAGCAAAUUUGCUAACUCUUGAUCUAAAAUCCCUCAAUGUCAUGAAUUGUAGCAUGCCUGCUUUGGUAUGGUACUUGGAGAAAAAAGGGUGCAAUCUAACAAGUCUAACUAUUCAGCACCUUACCAUGGCACCUUUGAGUCUGACCUUCACUAGAACUCACCUUCAGCGUGUAAUACAAACCUGUCCCAAUUUGAAAAACUUUUCAUUAAAGCUGAACAACAAUCCAAUUCAACCUGAUGUGCCUUACUCUGCAUUUGGUUCCAAUUUAGUGCAUUUUAAGUCUCUUUCCAAUCUGAUCCUUGAAGGCACAACAAUUACAUCAGAUGAUCUUUCAGUGUUAGUAAGUAGGUGUGAACUGUUGCGUGAAUUACAUAUUCUGUUCCAUAAUUUAGAUAUGCUCGAAGACCAUGUCCUCUAUGAUCUACUGGCUUCAGGAGGUUUACAUAAUUUAUGGACACUCUUCCUUAACCGUCCAAUGUUGACAUUAGCUGGCCUAAGAAGGUUACUUGAUGAAUGUCCACAAUUAAGUACUGUUGGACCCCUUUCUUCUUGGGCUAUAAGCAGGAAGGAUCGAGAUGCACUGCUGAAAGAAAUUAGGAUAAAGAAUUGGGACUUGAAUAUUGAGAGCCCUGAGAUGAUGCACAUGUUCAUACUUUGAGAGAAUAACUACUAACUAAACAUCUGACUAUUAUUGCCAUAAUUGGAAUGCUGGGCCCAUAAAAUUUUCAUGGUGGGUUUUCUCUCUAUAUGUAUUCAUAUAUUUUGUUAAUGUUCAGCACCUAUAUCUCUGUAGCCCAUGAAAUUUGAGGGAUCUUGUCUUGCUUCAUAACUGAAGUUCAACAAUUUCUCCUAAUUUGCUCACUCUCUUGUUUAAUCCGUUUUAUUGUUUCAUAACAUUCCAAGUUCCUACUUUUCUGAACCCACAUUUGUUAAUUUUCUGUUUUUUUUUGGCAUUUGCAACUUCAAUGUAUUUAGCCCAAUUUUAGGGUGUUUGUCAUUGUUUCAAAAUGAUUAAAUUACUAUAUGAUCUCUACUGUCCAUUCAUUUUCAAAGAGUGUUUACAUGUUAGGGAGAAUUACUGUUGUUGUCACUUCAUAUUCACAUCAUGUGGCUUGGGAGACAUUAUAGGUGGUGUUGCAGAUGAAAGGUCCCAGGGUCAAUUUUCAUGGCAAGACAGAAGCAGCAUUAGGGCACCGUUCUCUUUCACACGUUGCCCCUGUUCAUCUGGCAGUAAGCAAGUCUCUCAGAGUUGGGCAACUGUUGUGGGUUAUGUUCUAGGAAUGUAAGUAGUUGGCCUAGGGAGGACCUCAAUAAGCCUGUCAGGCUUCCUGUUCCCGACUGUGGGGAACCAAACUUGAAUGCUCAGAACUGUAAUUUCAAUUAAUUGAUUUCCAAGCUAAUCAUAUUGAAAAAAUGUUAUACUUUUUUCUAUUACCUUCGAUUAUUGCACUGAGUUGCACUAUGUACUCACAUUAAGAGAGUAUUUGAAUAAUAUUAUGAUAGGUUUCAUGUUUUUUGCCCAUAAGUUAGAAGUACAGUAUUUAUUUAUUUAUAUAUACAAUUCUUACAUUCUUGUAAAGCCACUAACAUGAAUAGCAUUUCGGGCAGGUCCUUGAUCCUAAUUUUUCCCGGAACAUGACCCACCAAAUGGUUUAACAACCAGGUACCUAUUCACUGCUGGGUGAACAGAGGCUACAGUUAAGGAUUGGUGCCCGGUCAAUCCUCCCCAGCCAGAAUACGAACGCAGGCCUAAGCAGCUGGGCGAGUCUUACCACUGCACCACAGGAACUGCAAACCAGUACAGUAUUUAUCAAAAGGGCUAAGCCAGGGUGGCUGUACUAAAUGUAUAGCAGUGUGAAGGUAAGAUAUAAUGCCUUAUUUCUUGCAUGUCUUCAUGUCUUGUUUUAUCUUCACAGAUAUUUAUGAUUAAAUCAAAACUGUGAUAAAGGUCGAAGUUUACAAAUUUUCAAAUGUUAAAUCAGGCUCGGACAUUUAUAAAUCGUCAGAGCAGAAUAUAUUUUAGUCAUUUAGGAAUUGGGGGAAAAGUUAUUAUUUAUGGAGUUACCAUUAUUUUAGCCUUCGGUGUUUACUCUAUAUACUGUACAGUAGUUAUGAAUACUUAGCAAAUCAAUUUUCUUGUUUUUGUUUUCAUACUUCUCAGAUUAUUUGUCUAUUGUGCUCCCUUCCUUAUUAUCUCAAGCUUUAUUGACAAAGCAAUAAGUAAUUGCAUAACUUUUAUUAUAACAUUGAAAACAAAAUAUUGUGAGAAAUUUUAUGAAUCUAUUGGAUUUUGAGUUCAAUGUUUAUCUGUGCUGCUUAUAGAAGUUCAAGCAAUUGGAUUUGGUUUGCUAUAAAAACUUUAAGGUAAUGGAUGUUACAAUAAAAAUGGCAUUUAAUUAUAAAGUAUGAAGUACUGCACAUUAAUGGGGUUUAUUUUGUGGUGAGCAUCUGGCAAUAUGAUGUUUAUUGCUGAUAUUGGUCAUAUAAUUUGAAGACAUUUAAAUGUUUACCAUUGUAUCAAGUGAAUCAACUGGAGCACCGAGGUGACUCGAACCAGCAAUCAAGGAACUCGACUUACCAAUGUACCACCACAACUUGUUAUAAGUUAUGCAACCUGGGAUUCCAUUUAAUCCACAGGAAGUCUGGAAGUUUUUACUGAAGCUUCCAGUCCAAUUUUUACAUAUAACCCACAAGCACUCGGGGUGUAGAUAAAGUAAUUGACCAUAUGCUCCGAUUUCAGAUACACAAAGAAAUCACACUAGCUAUAUGAUAUACAUCAAUGAGAAAAUCAACUGGACCACUGUAGUGACUCGAACUCGAGAUCAAGGAGGGACCAGUCUUGGUGGUACAGUAGUAAGGUGAGCGGCUGGGAAUGCCUUGGUCGCUGGUUCGGGUCACCUCUGAGCUGCAGUAGAUCUACUCAUUGGUAUACUGUAUGUCACGUCACUGUGAUUUGUUUGUGUAUUGUAUUAAGUGAUGUCGGCGGCGAGUUCUGUAUGUAUUUUGGGAUACUUUACAGAAACAGUUAAAUCUUGUAUAAUAGGUGGAGAUAUUUUAUUAUGUCUUAUUUUAUGUAUUAAAUAUUAAAAUACUAAUAACU